AUGAUCCUUGUUGCCCCGGAUUCAAUUGCCCCGAAGUCAUUAGGGGUACGGCUGGAGACGUUGGGUCGCGGGGUGAUACCCCAGGACAAUAGCUCCUUGGGUCAUUGUUCCUGCAAUCGGUCGCUUUCAGUUCUUGUGGCGCACCGUUGGGGCGUCGUUAAGUGCCUUGUCGCUUACUCUCAGGUGUUACCAGAGCGUCAUCUCAUUCAGGACCGGGAAGGUGUCAAUAGCACGAAUCACGCAUCAUCCAUGGAGACUCCGCGGCGUGCUCAGAAUUAA
Molecule: messenger RNA, 279 nt
Organism: Plenodomus lingam JN3
Lineage: Eukaryota; Fungi; Ascomycota; Dothideomycetes; Pleosporales; Leptosphaeriaceae
Source: RefSeq, a predicted model, not a curated record